This is a messenger RNA of Mesocricetus auratus (golden hamster), 2780 nucleotides long. RefSeq names its product mitogen-activated protein kinase kinase kinase 8 (gene Map3k8). NCBI's taxonomy places the organism in Eukaryota, Metazoa, Chordata, Mammalia, Rodentia, Cricetidae. The record is from RefSeq and is a predicted model, not a curated record. Gene Ontology annotation, molecular function: protein kinase activity; ATP binding. The coding region runs from base 410 to 1813 and encodes 467 amino acids. Gene Ontology annotation, biological process: protein phosphorylation. The transcript is spliced from 8 exons.
GACAUCCCGGGCGGGGUGGAUCCCCACGGGUGCUCCGCCCGGUCCCGCCUCCAUCUCCACCCCGCGCCCCGGGGCCCAAGGGUGGGAGGACGGAAUUUCCCAGCGCGGGGGCUCCCGUGUUCUCGGGCAGCCGGCAGGCCCUUUCUGUUUACGGAGAGAAAGGGGAAAUGGAAAAGGCGGGGAGAAGGCUGGCGUCUGCUGCACCGCCCCGGGGCCGGCUCAGACGCGGAGAGUCAGGGGUCCGCAGCGCACGGUCCUCCCGCGGCCGACCGCCCAUCUCCGGCGUCCGCCGCCCGCCCUCGGGACUCCCGCACGCCUGGUUCUCGCAGGCGAGCCUCUCACUGCCUACUGAGCCCGAGCUCCGGGCUAGCACGCGGAACACUCAGACUCCGCAGCAGGCACCACAGGGAUGGAGUACAUGAGCACUGGAAGUGACGAGAAAGAAGAGAUUGAUUUAUUAAUUAAGCAUUUAAAUGUGUCGGAAGUCAUAGGCAUAAUGGAAAACCUUUACGCCAGUGAAGAGCCAGCAGUCUACGAGCCCAGCCUGAUGACCAUGUGUCCAGACAGUAAUCAAAACAAGGAGCACUCAGAGUCGCUGCUUCGGAGUGGCCCGGAGGUGCCCUGGCUGUCAUCUGUCAGAUAUGGGACCGUUGAGGAUCUGCUUGCAUUUGCAAACCAUAUAUCUAAUACUGGAAAACAUUUUUAUGGACGUCGACCUCAAGAAUCUGGGAUUUUAUUAAAUAUGGUAAUCAGUCCCCAGAACGGACGCUACCAAAUUGACUCGGAUGUCCUCCUCGUUCCUUGGAAGCUGACUUACAGGAACAUCGGCUCUGGUUUUGUUCCUCGGGGGGCCUUUGGAAAAGUGUACUUAGCACAAGAUAUGAAGACCAAGAAAAGAAUGGCGUGCAAACUGAUCCCUGUGGAUCAGUUUAAGCCAUCGGAUGUGGAAAUCCAGGCCUGCUUCCGGCAUGAGAACAUUGCUGAAUUAUAUGGCGCCAUCCUGUGGGGUGACACUGUCCAUCUCUUCAUGGAGGCAGGAGAGGGAGGGUCUGUUCUGGAGAAGCUGGAGAGCUGUGGACCCAUGAGAGAAUUUGAAAUUAUUUGGGUGACGAAGCACGUUCUCAAGGGACUUGAUUUCCUGCACUCCAAGAGAGUGAUCCACCAUGAUAUUAAACCUAGCAAUAUUGUAUUCAUGUCUACAAAAGCUGUUUUGGUGGAUUUUGGCCUAAGUGUUCAAAUGACCGAAGAGGUCUAUCUUCCCAAGGAUCUCCGAGGAACAGAGAUAUACAUGAGCCCCGAGGUGAUUCUGUGCAGGGGCCAUUCCACAAAAGCAGACAUCUACAGCCUUGGAGCUACGCUCAUCCACAUGCAGACAGGCACUCCACCCUGGGUGAAGCGCUACCCUCGGUCAGCCUAUCCUUCCUACCUGUACAUAAUCCACAAGCAGGCACCUCCCCUGGAAGACAUUGCUGGUGACUGCAGUCCAGGCAUGAGGGAGCUGAUAGAAGCCGCCCUGGAGAGGAACCCCAACCACCGUCCGAGAGCAGCAGACCUACUGAAACACGAAGCCUUGAAUCCCCCUAGAGAGGACCAGCCACGGUGCCAGAGCCUGGACUCUGCCCUCUUUGAACGGAAGAGGCUGCUGAGCAGGAAGGAGCUGGAACUUCCUGAGAACAUUGCUGACUCUUCAUGCACGGGUAGCACUGAGGAGUCUGAAGUGCUCCGGAGACAGCGUUCCCUCUACAUAGACCUCGGUGCUCUGGCUGGCUACUUCAAUAUUGUUCGGGGGCCACCAACCCUGGAAUAUGGCUGAUGGAUGGCUUUGUUGGCAACAAACUAGGAUGGACAUUUCUCUCCUGGGUGUUGGUUUUGCAGGCCCUGCACAGCAGCUCUGGAUAGUGAAUUGUACCCAUUUUUCAGGAGGCAGUGAGGCCUCUGGUGACACAUGAAUGUCCCUGCAAUGCCCUCCUUUGUGAAGCUACUCUGUCAUGUCCCAAGGCCCCAAGGUUCUCAUUUCUCAGGUGGUGGGAUUGCACGGGAGGGAGUGAAGAGCUCAGGGAAGGACCAAUUCUGGUGACAAGUCCAUUCACUGUGCCCUUUGCCGGACAUGCUAAAAGUAGCCCUUACAAGAUAUUAACCUAAAACUCAUAUUCUCGGUUCUUAUUUAAGUGUGGGAACUUCAUUCAACUCAGAAGACCUGUUCUGUGUAUAUAUUGGUGUGUAUUAUGUGGUAACUCUUUUGAGCCCUGGUGGGUAGACUCCAGUAUAAGUUUAAUUCAUUAUAUUUUGGGUGAAUAGAACAACUUUAAUAUUACAGCAAUAUACUGGACUAGUGUCUUACAAAUGGCCGAUUCACUCAGAGCCACCUGACAGCAGGCCACUAGUGACAGUUUCUGUUAUGUUCCUAUGGAAACACUGUGUACUGUACAUGCUAUGCUUAAAACAUUUAAAACAUUAUGUUUUAAAAUGUGGAUAGAACUAUGUAAACCACAUAAUUUCUGUACAUCCCAAAGGAUGAGAAGUGUGACCUUCAAGAAAGUGGAAACUUUUAUAAAUUCCUGGUGAUGCUACACUUGUAAUGACUAUUUUCUUUAAAGUGUUUCUAUAUUAAAAUAGCAUACUAUGUAUGUUUUAUUCCAAAUUCCUUCAUGAAUCUUUCAUAUAUAUAUAUGUAUAUAUAUCUUUUAACAUUGUAAAUUGUGAGUAUUCUUAUUUAAAGUAUAUUUUUACAUUAUGCAAAUGAAAACAUUGUGGUCCAAUAAAUAAAUUGGAUAAACUGA